This is a messenger RNA of Aplysia californica (California sea hare), 1964 nucleotides long. Its product is annotated as arginine-hydroxylase NDUFAF5, mitochondrial. Gene Ontology annotation, cellular component: mitochondrion. The transcript is spliced from 12 exons. Gene Ontology annotation, molecular function: S-adenosylmethionine-dependent methyltransferase activity. Gene Ontology annotation, biological process: mitochondrial respiratory chain complex I assembly. The record is from RefSeq and is a predicted model, not a curated record. NCBI's taxonomy places the organism in Eukaryota, Metazoa, Mollusca, Gastropoda, Aplysiida, Aplysiidae. The coding region runs from base 104 to 1345 and encodes 413 amino acids.
GGACGGCUACCUGGAGUAGGCCUACAUGUUAUGAAUCAGUGAUCUCUGUCGACAAUGAUGUCUGGUUUUUGCAUGAGCUAAGUGCGGUAAAAACAGUCGAAAGAUGAUGUCGCAACGCCUAUCGUAUGCUGUACUGAACAGACAGUUACAGCUGUUGAAAUGGCCGUCUUGCCGGAGUCUUCUUGGCAGUUGCGACGAUAAAGGUCAGCAGAGUCAGAGACUGAGACAGAGAUGUGGACAGAUGAAAUUCAACAGAGAAGCAAGUACAAAAACUCAGGGAACGAUCAUGAAUGUCUUUGAUCGGAAAGCAAAACGUUUGCAAAAAGAACGAGCAGCACUUGGUGAUGAUGGCGAAGAUGUCACUGUGUAUGAUUAUCUGAAAGAUGAGUUUGGCUAUCGGAUCUCUGACAGAAUUUGUGAUAUCAAAAGAAAGUUCUCCGUUGCCGUGGAUCUGGGUUGUGGUCGAGGUCACGUGGCGAAGCAUCUAUACAGCGACAUGGUGGAGCGUCUUUUUCAGUGCGAUCUGUCUCACUCAGCUGUGAAACUUGCGGAAGUGUCCUCAGAGGUCCCAACGUCCAAGCUGGUCGUUGACGAAGAAUUUAUCCCGUUCAAGGACAACUCCUUGGACAUGGUUGUCAGCAACUUGAGUUUACAUUGGGUGAACGACCUUCCGGGCUCUCUCAGACAAAUUCUCCAGGCUUUGAGAAAUGAUGGGGUGUUGAUCGGCAGCAUGUUUGGAGGAGACUCGCUGUAUGAGCUACGAGUCUCGCUGCAGCUGGCGGAGAUAGAGAGGGAAGGGGGUUUCGCUGCUCACAUAUCUCCAUUCACCACCGUCAACGACUUGGGAAACUUGCUGACCCGUGCAGGUUUCACUAUGCUUACAAUUGACGUGGAUAAUGUGAUCAUCAAUUAUCCGUCCAUGUUUGAGCUGAUGUUUGAUCUCAAAGGUAUGGCUGAGAACAACUGUUCUUGGUCGCGGAAGUCAAAACUACAUCGAGAUACCAUGGUGGCUGCAGCUGCUGUUUAUAAAGAGAUGUACGGAAAUGAGCAGGGGAUCCCAGCGACAUUUGAAGUGAUUAACUUCAUUGGCUGGAAGCCAGACCCAAGCCAGCCCAAAGCUGCUGCGAGAGGAUCUGGAGAGGUCUCGUUGAAGGAUAUCAGUCGGAUUGAGCAACUGUCCAAACAGAUGAGUCACGGCGACCACAAAACGUCCGACGGUGCCGAGGCUCAGAUCGGGAAACUGGAGGAAGAGCUGAAGAAUCUGUCGACAAAAUACAAAACCCCUGAUGGAAGUGACGGUGGUGGGAGUGAAGGGAGCGGUGGUCCAGGGACGAAGGCCAGAUGAAGUUAACUGAUUUUGUUAGUGGUUGACAGAAAUGAACUAUUGUAAUUGGAGAAAUGGAGAUACUCUAUUUUGGGGCACUUAAAAAACAAUAAAUAAAAUACUUUUGCCACCUAUUACGAAUGUCACCUGGCCGGCCAGCCUCAAAAGUCUAUAACACCAAGCAGUCAGGCUAUAAAGGAAGAGGAAGGCCACACAAAAGGUGGAUUGAGUGUUUAAAAGAAACCCUUAGAAAUCGCAAUAUCCCUACUGAAAGAGCUGCGGAGCUGGCCUACCAUACAAAACUGCAUCUCCCCUCGACGCUUAACGGCAACAGAGGAUGAAAAAGUAAAAGUAGAGAUAAGUUAAAAACAAGCAUGACUUCAUUAUUCAUACCGAUUUUUCAAUUCUGUUUUCUGUAUCUCAAAUAUGCAAAUUUGUGUUUUGAGAUUGAGAAGGGAUUGAUUUUUGUUUUUGUACCUGUGCUUGAGCGUUGUAGAUAUAAUGUAGUUUGCUUUGUCAAGCUUGGAAGUGUUAUACAUGAUGUGAAUAAAUCAUUGAGUGCAGUUUGCUCUGUCAAGCUUGGAAGAUAUGACAUGUGAAUAAAGCUUUGAGUUUUUGUAACUCAUCAUUUCAUAGCUCA